AUUCAUAAUAAUAACUGAGCCGUUUGUUUUGCUCUGAAAUAUUUAUUUAAAUAAUACUAAAAGAAGUUCUAGUAUUUCACAGCAUAAUGUCAACACGAUUUUAUCCCAUAUAUCAAAGAGGCAAUCCACAAUUAAGAGUUUUCCUACCGAAUUUUUGGAUGAAGUUAAUUACGCCUAUAGAUCAGCAGCCUCUGAACGUUGUACAGUUUCACUGUUCUAUGGAAAUGACCAAAUACGACAUAAAGAAUUAUUUGGAGAAAAUUUACAAUGUCAAUGUAAUUAAUGUAAGGACAAGAAUACAGAUGGGUAGGCUUACGAGGGAUCGACUGCAGCAUUCAGUCAUUAAGGAGGACGACAAGAAAAUAGCUUAUGUUGUGCUGCCAAAGGAUCAGUCAUUUGUGUUUCCUGAUAUGUUCAAGAAUGUAAAAGAUGAACUUGAUAAAGAAACUAUGGACUUAGCUAAAAAGGAAAUGCAAAAUUUCUUAAGACCUAACAAAGCUCCUGGAUUACCUGGUUGGUUUAGGAUGUAAUGUGUAUGUAUGUUGGUAUUUAAGAAUUUAUA
Cyphomyrmex costatus is the source of this 562-nucleotide messenger RNA. It is a transcript of the gene mRpL23, whose product is annotated as mitochondrial ribosomal protein L23. The record is from RefSeq and is a predicted model, not a curated record. Bases 87 to 530 code for a protein of 147 amino acids. Lineage: Eukaryota; Metazoa; Arthropoda; Insecta; Hymenoptera; Formicidae. Gene Ontology annotation, molecular function: structural constituent of ribosome. Gene Ontology annotation, biological process: mitochondrial translation. Gene Ontology annotation, cellular component: ribosome; mitochondrial large ribosomal subunit. The transcript is spliced from 3 exons.